AUUACGCGGUAGCUACGGAAAUCAAACGUUUUGAUUGUUUGCUUGAUUUGCUGCUGGCCCUUUCUUUCCUUCAGUCAUCUGCUCCAGCAGGCACUUCAAAGCAACCGUGUAUCAUUGGGAUUUAAUGUCCUCCGUCCUCUGCAGUUCAAGUCCGCUUGUAUUCUAACAAUCAAGAUUAUUACCCCUCGGGACGGACCUGCUGUAUAAUUUAUACGCUGCUAGGGUAUAAGCCCUCACACUCUUUUACUCCUCGUCAUGUCUUCCGCUCGACAUUGGUUUUCAAAACGUAUUACAACUCCCAAAUCUCCCACUUCCAAUGACUUUUGCCGUUCAGCAACUGAAAAACUCCCCGAAAAUUCAAUGCAAUCCGAUAGCUUCAAAUUCAGCCCUUUUGCAUCUGUCAUCGGAAGAAAGUCCAAAAAGUCACGUCCAACUUUAGCUAUUCCUGAUUCUCCAUUACCAUCCCUCGUUUCUCCCCCUGCAGUCUAUUCGAAUCCUGACCGGUACACUAAUAGACCUCCCGCAAAAUCUAUUUCAUCUACUAUCCGCUCCGGAGACGACUCCUUUGAACCUAGGACUCCUCCCGAUGUUCAGGCAGAUCGUGUUUCAUUUCCUCGUUCGGUUUUGACACUGUCAGACCCUGAUCCUUUCGCAUCAGGCGGUAUCUCUGUGCCCCGAAACAUAUUAGACCAGGGUAGCGUGUCUGUCUACUCCAACAACACUUCAGCACAUGAUGUAGUUUCAAAUAAAGACCAAGUCGAUUUUUUGCAGCAUCCAUCGCAUCUCUCGAUGUCAUCACAGUCUCACAGUGACAGUCGCAAUGCGACACCAUCACUGGAAUUUACUGGGCCUUAUUUGUCUCCUAUGGCAGACAGUCGGGGCACAUCGCCUAGAGAAAUGUUCAAGAGAAACGAGAUAAUAGACGAUCAAAAAAACUUAGAAAGCCCUGUGUAUUGCAGCCCUUUGGAUAUACAUUCUAAACCUUCGCUGUCAAAGCAUGGAUCUGCGGUAACCUUGACUGAUCAGAGUCACAAGGGUCCCCAAGAUUUCCCUGCUGUGGCUGUACGAUCUACAAUGUAUCGAAGGGGCUAUGCGGCGCCCAGCCCGUUCCAGGCUGCGAGUACCGUGUCUCAGCCUCGAAAAGGUUCCAGUUCACCCUCUGCCGAGGUAUAUGUUCGCUCUCGUACCCUCAGCCGCCAGCAAUCCACCUCUCGUCCUGCUCCAGCUUGUGAGCUUCCCCCACCUCCUACAAUGUCACACGUUACAUCCGUCCCCGCCGCCGACGGUGCCGAAGAUAAAUUUCCGUUAUCGGCGGAUGGGAGUUCUUCUUCCGGCAUAUCAUGUCCUUCACCUACCUGGCGGAUCCAAGAGCUGGACAUUAAUGAUCCACGACCGUAUAAAGGUAUCAACCUGGGCUUUGAUCAUGACUUCGGAACUCAGCACCAACCGGUAAAGGAGUCGAACCGCAUUCAUGUCAGGGACACCGCGGAAUCGACUCCACCACCGCUAGCUUUCCACCAGCUAAAGAAGUCUAUGUCGCACUCAACCCUGCAAAAGGCUAAAUCAGGCUCCGGUGGUACGCAAGAGUCUUUCAAAGGAGAUAAGGGAUUGAAAAAACAACACUCCUUCCAUCGUUCACGCGCUCACACACCCCCUACAUCUACGCCAGCCUCCCCUUCCACACCAUCCGAUCACGACCCUUCAUCAGCUGAAAAUCGUAUACCACCGCUUCCACAUCCUCACGCUGUCGUGCGAAAACGUAUGUUUUCAGGCUCUAGGAAAUCGUCGACAGCAAUGACAGAUGAAGAUUUACGCUCGGUAUUCAGUCUUCCAACAGAAGCAGGACGUUCCCAUUUGGCAUCACCCAGAACUGUUGUGUCACUGCUUGACGAACCUUCAGAUCCACUUGCAUCGGAUAUAAUAUACCCGACUGCGGACUUUACCCCGCAAUAUAUUAUGUCCCCCGCGGAAAUGUUGAAGAUGGAGGCCAUUGUGCAGGGUGAAUUUGACGCCAAGUACGGAGAGGCUCUACGAAAUCCCCAGCGUGCCACAUUUGCAUCGACGCCUAUGUAUGGUACCAUGUACAGGAAAGAAGGCCUGAAGACGACUUUGUCGUCUUUUCCGCAUUUGGCGCCUACUCGCAGCGCAUCAAAUGUUUCUAAAGGACUCAAUCCUAGAUCGUUCACACGUCCCUCGACUGCACAUACAACUUCUUCCUCGACGUUACAAUCAUCAUCCACCAAAGCUAGUCUAUCACCCCCGCAACGUCCACGAGCUCGUCCACAUACCGCCGAGACAAUGUACCAUGAAGACCUAUUUAGCAGGCGAUCAAGCAAUGUCCCAUUCAUCCCUCUAUCUCCACCGCCACGGCGCCCAAAGUGUGCAAUUGCAAUUCAUACACCAUCGCUCGUGGGCAACACAGCGGUACCGCAGCGAUCCGUAAUUAGGAAGCCCUCCUUCCUGGAGAUUGCAGACGACACUGAUUGUUGCGAAGGCAGCUUCCUGGAUUUUGACAGCGGCAAAGAGUCUUUUGAUUUCUCCCGGGACUUCGACUGACGAAGAAGGGAUUUUAUCACCAUUCGAUGCAGCUAGUCCUUUUCCCGAUAGUCACGUUCUUUUAAAUCGAUCAGUUAUUCAGUCCAUUAUUCUUACGCUACUUACGCUACUGCUCGAAUAUUAAUAUACUAACACUUCAACGCAUUGUCUUAGUAGUUAGAACCGUACUACACUUCGCUCCCCUAACAACCAACCACUUAUUUUAACGGUCUCUGUGUUACCAUCAUUUGCUAGGCACAUGUUUUUCACUCUUAAGAGUGGGAAAAGUGUUCCACCAAGGACCCUUUCGGUGGUUGCAUUUGGAUAGCAGAUCUUCCUGGCAAUUCCACAAAUCAAAAAAUUAGAAG
Suillus bovinus is the source of this 2903-nucleotide messenger RNA. RefSeq lists its product as uncharacterized. NCBI's taxonomy places the organism in Eukaryota, Fungi, Basidiomycota, Agaricomycetes, Boletales, Suillaceae. The transcript is spliced from 2 exons. Bases 256 to 2556 code for a protein of 766 amino acids. The record is from RefSeq and is a predicted model, not a curated record.